Molecule: messenger RNA, 5198 nt
Organism: Sceloporus undulatus (fence lizard)
Lineage: Eukaryota; Metazoa; Chordata; Lepidosauria; Squamata; Phrynosomatidae
Gene: ITPKA
Product: inositol-trisphosphate 3-kinase A
Exons: 7
Coding region: 122-1480 (452 amino acids)
Biological process (GO): inositol phosphate biosynthetic process
Cellular component (GO): nucleus; cytoplasm
Molecular function (GO): inositol tetrakisphosphate kinase activity; inositol-1,4,5-trisphosphate 3-kinase activity
Source: RefSeq, a predicted model, not a curated record
UUCCUCCUCCUCCUCCUCCUCAGGAGCCCGGCUGCCCUUUGCCUCCUUCUCCCCCUCCUCCCCCCGAGGAGGACCCCUUCCGUCCCCUGCCUCCUGCUUCCCUCUCAGCCGCGGCGCCUCCAUGGAGCAGCCCUCCUCCUUGGCCGAGGGGAGCAGCCCGGAGCCCGGCCGGGCCAAGCGGCUGAGUGUCGGCGAGCUCCGCUCCUUCUUCGAGGCUCGCUGCGCCUCCUCGGCCGGGGGCCCCCCGGAGCCGGCCAAGAAGGAGGCCGCCCGGCCCCGGAACGGGGUGCUCCCGCCGGUCAUCCCGCAGCUGACCAUCACCCCCGAGGAGGAGGAGGAGGAGGGGGCCGGGGGAGAGGCGCGGAGGAGCCCGGGCGCAGCGCCCGAAGGCGGCGGGUGGCUGUCGACGGAGGGCUCGCUGCAGCUGCUGCAGUCCUGCUCCUCGCGGCGUCUCUCCACGUCCUCGCUGUCCUCCACGGGCUCCUCCUCGCUCUUCGAGGACUCCGAGGACGACCUGCUCAGCGACACCGAGGGCAGGAGCCAAGGCAUCGUCCACCUGGAGCACGGCGAGGAGGAGAGCCACCAGAAAAAAGCAUGGCAGACCAUAAAAACAAUUGUCAAUUUGCCAAUCAUCAGUCCUUUCAAGAAGCGCUACUCCUGGGUUCAACUGGCUGGUCACACAGGGAGUUUCAAGGCAGCUGAUGGUGGGACAAUUCUCAAGCGCUACUCAGAGAAUGAGGAGAAAUGUUUUGAGCUGCUAAUGAAAGAUCCACUGCGUUCUUGUGUUCCUGUCUUCCAUGGUGUGGUGGAAAGAGAUGGCGAGUCUUAUAUCCAGCUGGAUGACCUUCUAGCUAACUUUGAAGGGCCUUGUGUAAUGGACUGUAAGAUGGGAAUCAGGACAUACUUGGAGGAGGAAUUGACGAAGGCACGAGAAAAACCGAAGCUACGUAAGGACAUGUAUAAGAAGAUGAUUGAUGUGGACCCUCUGGCACCCACUGCUGAGGAGAACGCACAGCAUGCAGUGACCAAACCACGGUACAUGCAGUGGAGGGAGACUAUCAGCUCAAGUGCUAACCUGGGUUUCAGGAUUGAGGGGAUUAAGAAGGCUGAUGGAACUUGUAAUACCAACUUCAAGACAACCAAGACAUGGGAGCAAGUUUUCCAAGUUUUUAUGGAAUUCAUUAAAGGAAAUACAGCUAUAUUGAAAAAAUAUUUGAGACGUCUGUGUGAAAUUCGUGGUAUCCUUGAGUCUUCUGACUUCUUUAAACGGCAUGAGGUAAUUGGAAGUUCACUGCUAUUUGUGCAUGAUGAUAGUGGGCAUGCCAACAUAUGGCUCAUUGAUUUUGGAAAAACUACCCUUCUCUCAGAUGGCCAGACUCUUGAUCACAGGAUUACAUGGGAAGAAGGAAACCGGGAGGAUGGAUACUUAUUUGGACUGGACAAUUUGAUUGAUAUCUUAGCAAGUAUCCUGGAGAGAUGAGAAGAACUUGUUCAAGUUGUGACGGGACUGAUUCUUACAUUUUAAUUUCUUUUCACAAUCAAUCCCUCUGUUAGAGGUAAAGCCUUUUAAAACUUACCAUACUCUGAGGACAUCAGGACCUAGGAGGCUCCUGCAGAAUGAGCUAGAAAUGCAGAGCCAUCUUGUAGUAAUCUGGAAUGCUACCAGCUGAAUUAAGAUUUAUGGAACAACAGAAUGAAUCUUGAAUAUUUAGAUAUUGGAUCAGGACCAAGUAAUUGGUUCAAUCAUGAUUCAAAUCAUUCUGGAUUGCAUUAUAGCAACUUGGAACAAAUGUUGCUUGCAGCACGUGGGAUGAAAAAGACUAGAGUUCUCCUCUGGAGGAGUUAUUUUAAAAAGUAUUAGACAGGCCUCUUUCCUAGUGCUUACACAUCAUAUGUAGGGAUAUUCAUUUUCCAGGCAUUCCCUUGGGACAUUGUAAAAUGUAUAGCGUUCAAGCUUUCAUUUAAAAUAAUACCAAUAAUAAUUUGUUUAUUACUACAACAGUGCAGCAAAAAAGCUUGAAAGUACACAAAAUGCUGCUGGAGCUUUAGAAACCAAAAGGCACUUUGGGCUUCUGUGUGUGUGGGGGGGUAUGCCUUCCAGUUGCCUGUUGACUUAUGGUGACCUCAUAAAUUUCAUGGGGUUUUCUUAGGCAAGAAAUACUCAAGAACUGGUUUUGCCAGUUCUUUCCUCUAAAAUACUAGUCUAUAGCACCUGGUAUUCAUUUGUGGUCUCCCAUCCAAGUACUAAUUAGGGCUGACUCCACUUAACUUCCAAAAUCAGACCGGAUCUAGUGCAUUUGGGUUUCUAGUAGUGGAUUAAUGGCUUUUAUGCACUGUACAAUUAAAGGGCACUUACAUCCUUGUCCUCUUCUUGCUUCCCUAUCCUUCCCAGUAUUUCCUUCUCUCCCAACCUGUUGUGUCUCCCUUUUCCUCCCUUGCAUAGUUUUUUUAUUACUUCAGUCCUUGCAAAAACAUUGUGCAGCUUGCCUUUUGCAGAAACAAUCCCUGUUCAAAAAUGUGUUAUGCAAAUCUAGCCUGUAGUCUUGCCCACAAACCAGGACUGCAGUCUAAAGAAAAUCAUGCAAAAGGUGUGGCUUUUUAUUAUGAGCUCAGAUUUGGUUUGAGUGUCCAUCCCCUUUGCAAUAUAGCAACCUGGGUAAUUCUAUACUAUUGGUUGACAUACCAUACGAAUGCUAAAAACAGGAAAAUUAGGCCUGUAUCUGAUUUUGCAUCCUCUUCUGUGACUCUUGUUAUAUCUGGUCAGACAUUUUAAUUGCAUUAUGCAAGAAACACAGCACAUUCCAAGGAGGAAGCACCAGUGUGCUUUGAAAGUGGCCUACAACAAUUUUAGAGAUGUUUGUGCUGGCCCAGAAAUAACUUCUUGCUAGCUGGCAUUGCAUAUGAAUGUCUGAACAACUGACAAAUAAUAUCUUACUAGCUGUAUUGAAUAAACGAAGGCAGUACUGAUGCAUGUAGUUGACACUGAAAUGUUUCAUACCCUAGGAAUCAAAACCCCAGUCUUGUUGCUUGGUGGUAAGAUUGCGCUACGUCUGAUUCAUUCCAGACUUGCCACUUCUACAUGAGUAUAUCAGCAGAUAAAAAAGGAAUAGUUAUGUUCGUAGAGACAGACAUUGGGGAUAUUAAGAUCCAUUUAGUGUAUGUUGAAUGUGAUAUUACUACGGCAAUCAGUUAUUUUAGCAGCAACAAACCAGUUGUGAAAGUGACAGAAAAUAUUGUAACUUUCAUUGUUUUCUUCUAUGAUGUAGAAAGACUUUAAGUCACAUUAAGCAAAAAGCAUCAUGGAUUGAUUUUUCAGUACACAUUUUCUUGUGUGUAGUACCCUAGCCAUAAAGUUUGAAUAAUUAUGUGAAUAAUGAAACAUUUGCACUAUUAAUGACCAUAUGUGAACACCUGAAGUUCUUAAUGGUCUCCAUGGCAAAGCUGCAUUAGAGGGAGAGAGCAGCCAUUAUGAUGAACUCCAUGGCUCUUUGGCCGCAUCUCAUGCUGAUUCUGCUUUAGUGACCUGGGUAGUUUUGCAUUAUCUUGCCAGUGCUGCAGGACUUCGAGAUCCCUAUCAUAUAUCAUUCUUUUAGCAUGCAUCUUUUUAAUUGUUUAAAUGCAGGUGAUUAAAAUAAAAACAUUUUCUCACCUCACCCCCAUUCCUGUAUUAGACUAGGGUAGAUAUUGUGUGGCCAUUCAGGUGCUGAGGAACUGAAAUAGCUAGCAUUCCUCACCAUUGGUCAUGCUUGCUAGGAUUGAUGGGAAUUGUAGUCCAACAUCUGGAGGGCCAUAUGAUUCCCGUACCUCUCAUUAGAUCUCAUUAGAUCAUUGGCAUCAGAGAAUCAUAGAAUAGGAAGUGUCCUUAGAAUAGGAAGAGUCUGCAAAGGCCAUCCAGUCCAAAACCUAAAUACACAAUUACAGUACUCCUGAAAGAUGCCCACCUAACCUCUAUUUAAAGAUCUCCAAAAAGGGAGAAUCCACAGCCCUCCAAGGUAGUCUACUCAACUGUCAAACAGUUCUUAGAAGAUGAAAUCUAGGUGUAUCUCUUUUUAUGAUUUGAAUCUACUGGCUGGUGUUCUAGUCUCUGGCGCAGCAAAACAAAACAAAACCUUCUUCUUCUACAUGAUAUCCUUUCAUGUUUUUAAAAGUGGUAUAUCAUGUCACCUCUCAAUUCUCUUCUUUAAGUUGUUCCUUAUUAAGUUGUUCAGAAUUGGCCAUCCUGUAUAGUGCCAUUUGUUUAGUUCAGUUAUAGCAGAGUUUGUCACAAAACUAAUUUCAGCAGUUGCAGCAACAACUGUCUUUGUUGCUGCCUCUGCAUAGGCUGCAGAAGAGUUGGCUGAGACUGGGCAGAGGGCUAUGACUCUCCCCUGGUUUGAUGCUCAGAUGGAAAGAUGUGUCAUUUCCUGAUGCCAGACUUUAGGAGGCUGCAACACACAGUUGAAAGAGACUGCUUGAACAAGGACUUAACUAUGUGUUGACUCUCUCAUCAGCCAUUGUUUCAGUUGGUCGACUUUAGUUGGGACAAAUAAAUAGGAUUCAUGCUUAAAGGGCAGUAUAAUAGAACUAUAAAGAACCUUACAUAGCUAUGAUGGGUUUGUAACCACAUGUACUACAUGGAGAUUAUGUGGCCCUCUGGUUCUUGUGGAAACUGCAACUCCUGUAGUCCCUUACCAUUUGGUAUGUCGGGGUAGCACUGAUGGGAGAUGCAUCCACCAAUGACUGCAGGGUCUCAUUCCCCAUUUCUGCUCUAAAGCAUGGCUAAGCUACCUAGCAUCCUGAACGUUUUGAACUACAAUUCUCACAAUCCAUAGGUAUGCUGGCUGGGGUGUGAGUUGUAGUCCAAAACUUUGGAAGAGUACUGGGCUGCCUCCUCCUAUCCUAGAGGAUAUAAAAUUGUGGAAUUUUAGUCCAUAAAUAGUGGGUACACUUUUUAUCUUUAGGGACAAAAAUAUGAAAAGCCUGAUCUUUGUUUAAUUCCAUGAAUUACAUUUCAGUGACGGAGAAUCAUGCUUGAAAUGGUUGAGUUGACUUUGGCUACAACUCUACUUUUGUUACUACAAAUCAGAUGAAAAGCCUUGUCUCACUUGUAGAGGAUAUUGCUCUGAACACUACACUGAAAAUAAUAUACUAUUUCUUGCAUCCUAACUGUAUUGGUUAAGAAGUUUGGUAGUUCCAAUUGAAUAAAAAUUUCACUGAAA